Molecule: messenger RNA, 291 nt
Organism: Macrosiphum euphorbiae (potato aphid)
Lineage: Eukaryota; Metazoa; Arthropoda; Insecta; Hemiptera; Aphididae
Source: the annotation of a GenBank genome assembly
AUGACACUAUGCUGGGCUGUUAUUUCCUUUCCCCAUCUAGUAUUAUACUCUUUUAAUUUCGUAGCACUGACUGAUGAAAAUAAUAUGAUGUGUUUUACAUGUGGAAUUAAAGGAUUGGGCGUUGCUGUGGUAAUCACGUGGGCUGAUGAUAGGAGGAAAGGAAACGGGUUUAAGGAAUUUAACGUAAAACACGCGUGUCGUCUGUCAAAUUUAACUGCUGUGGUAUACACCUCUAAUGACCUCAAGGCAACCAACCAAAAUGGUCUAUCAAAGCCAAUAAUCUGGCAAUAA